Molecule: messenger RNA, 1004 nt
Organism: Gigantopelta aegis
Lineage: Eukaryota; Metazoa; Mollusca; Gastropoda; Neomphalida; Peltospiridae
Exons: 2
Coding region: 71-862 (263 amino acids)
Source: RefSeq, a predicted model, not a curated record
UUGUAAUUUAGAUCUCGUCAGCUACUGUAGUGGAUCUUAAUUAAAAGAACCUGCACGAUUAAUCGAAAUAAUGGCUCUGUCUAAAGAAAGUCAGAUAGAGGAAUGCAUGGACGACAUAAAAGGUGCUAAUUUGGAGUCGGCUGUUUCUCAAGACGAAUGGCUUGGGUUAGUGAAUGAAUACUUUGUGAACGAUGAUAAACUUUCAGAUGACGAUGACGACGUCAGUGAUGAUGAUGACAACGAUGAGCUGUUUGAAUUGUUGAAAUAUUCAAGUGAAAAUAACAUUAAUAAACAUAAAAAAUCGUGCAAUAAUCGUUUUGUAACUGAUCAUGGUUGCACUGAUUUUGAUGUCGUUGACGAUGCUAAUGACGUUGACAGCGAUGAUGAGGAUGAAGAUGAUGAUGAUUGUCCUGUGGUUGUUGAUGUGGUAAAGUCAGUACUAACCCGGUUCAAUGUGCACGAGUGUGUAAAAGUUUCUAAUUUCACCUGUAAUGAUCAAAACGCAAGCUGUAAAUUAGCGGGUGGUAAGCCCUGCUAUCUUGCCCUCGACAAAUCAAUGGUGCUGAGAAGUCGGUCUGACAUGCAGUCUUUGACAGCUGACGAUCGAGACAUGGUACUGAUGGGCCAAGUCAGUGUAACCAUGAGAAAUCUCAAAAUGACCAAGGAACCACAACAAAGAGCGGAAGAAGAUGAUCUAACGUUCUACAUGAUCGAAGGGACGACGGUCUGCACGGAAACAUUUAAAUUUGUUAAUAGCAUCAGUCAAAAGACGCUGUCUUCCAUUAUUUCUUACAUGAAGGAACAUGGGUUCGUUCCACGUCAUAAGAAAUCAGGAGGACGUCGGAAGGAAGCCAAAAAUUAGUCUCAACAUUUGAUGACGUCAGCUGGUUACAGGAGGACGUGCGUGCUUUUGAUUUCCCCCAAAGUCGUCCGCCAUGAUUAAGAACGGGUUUUGGAAAUCCUGGAAAGUCGUGGACUUUUCAAAUCCUAUUUUCCAGGCAUGG